Molecule: messenger RNA, 441 nt
Organism: Helianthus annuus (common sunflower)
Lineage: Eukaryota; Viridiplantae; Streptophyta; Magnoliopsida; Asterales; Asteraceae
Product: zinc finger CCHC domain-containing protein 9-like
Exons: 2
Coding region: 1-441 (146 amino acids)
Molecular function (GO): nucleic acid binding; zinc ion binding
Source: RefSeq, a predicted model, not a curated record
AUGAAGGACCUCGAGGGGCAAAUGGACUGGUAUAAUGAGUUGAAGGAUUUGGAUAACAGUGCAAUGGACCAGAUGCAUUGGAGGAUAGUGGAUCUGGAGGAGCUGCGUUCCGAACCUAGAACUGGAGAUUCGAAGAAGCGCAAGCCUGAGAGCUCAAAGAAGAAUCUCGAAGAGGAACGUGGGAAGAAACAUAGCUUGGAGAAAGCAUGUGUAGCUAACCCUAGAGAAUCGGGAAAAGAUAAUGACGGAGAUGGUAGAGGUAGUCCUGAGAAGAAGACUCACGGUGAUGGACAAGAGAAGUGCACCAGAUGUGGCCGAAUCAGAUAUGUAACUCCCAAGUGUUAUGCUAAGAGUACAUUGGAUGGAUUUACGCUCGAAGGAUGCUUCGUGUGUGGUGAGCAAGGACACUACAAAAGAGAUUGCCCGAAACUAAAAGGAUAG